UUUGACCCCGGCGGCGUUCCGUACCGUCGCGGACCCGGCGGCAGGAACAUGGCGGCCGCGGUCGGGCCGGUAACGGAGAAAGUUUCCAACGAGACUGGCCUGUGUUAGUGCCGGUGGCCUCGGGCCCUCGACACCCCCCCUCCUCCGGCGUGCCACCUCCCAGAUCCGAGUCGCCAGCUCAGCCCCAAGGGCCCUCCCUUUACUGUGUUGGCCCCAGAGCCGACUCCGGGGUUGAGAGCGUUGGUGGCGGCGGCCGAGUCAGAUCACGAUAAACAAAAAUUCCACCAGAGGAAAUGCUGAAAUAGGAGUUACGGAUACGUUGGAUUUGCUGGAUGAAAAACAAGCAGUUAAUUUUUGUACCACAGGGAGAAAGCCCAAAUUGCCAGAUUACAUGUGUAAAUCACUGCGUUACUGCUUUAGUCAUUGUCUGUAUUUAGCAAUGACAAGGCUGGAAGAAGUCAACAGAGAAGUGAAUAUGCAUUCUUCAGUGCGUUAUCUUGGCUAUUUAGCCAGAAUCAAUUUAUUGGUUGCUAUAUGCUUAGGUCUUUAUGUAAGAUGGGAAAAAACAGCAAAUUCCUUAAUUUUGGUAAUUUUUAUUCUUGGUCUUUUCGUUCUUGGAAUUGCCAGCAUACUCUAUUAUUAUUUUUCAAUGCAAGCAGCAAGUUUAAGUCUCUCCAAUCUUUGGUUUGGAUUCUUGCUUGGCCUCCUAUGUUUUCUUGACAAUUCAUCCUUUAAAAAUGAUGUGAAAGAAGAGUCAACCAAAUAUUUGCUUCUAACUUCCAUAGUACUAAGGAUAUUAUGCGCUUUGGUGGAGAGAAUUUCUGGGUAUGUCCGUCAUCGACCCACUUUACUAACCACAGUUGAAUUUCUGGAACUUGUUGGAUUUGCUGUUGCCAGCACAACUAUGUUGGUGGAGAAGUCUCUGAGUGUCAUUUUACUUGUUGUAGCUUUGGCCAUGCUGAUUAUUGACCUGAGAAUGAAGUCUUUCUUAGCUAUUCCAAACUUAGUUAUUUUUGCAGUCUUGCUGUUUUUCUCCUCAUUGGAAACUCCCAAAAAUCCAGUUGCUUUUGCAUGUUUUUUUAUCUGCCUGAUAACUGACCCUUUCCUUGACAUUUAUUUUAGUGGACUUUCAGUGACUGAAAGGUGGAAACCCUUUUUGUACCGUGGAAGAAUAUGCAGAAGACUUUCAGUCGUUUUCACAGGAAUGAUUGAGCUUACCUUUUUUAUUCUUUCAGCAUUUAAACUUAGAGAUACUCACCUCUGGUAUUUUGUAAUACCAGGCUUUUCCAUUUUUGGAAUUUUCUGGAUGAUUUGCCAUAUUAUUUUUCUCUUAACUCUUUGGGGAUUCCAGACCAAAUUAAAUGACUGCCAUAAAGUAUAUUUCACCCACAGGGUAGAUAACAAUAGCCUUGAUAGAAUCAUGGCAUCCAAAGGGAUGCGUCACUUUUGCUUAAUUUCAGAGCAGUUAGUUUUUUUUAGUCUUCUUGCAACAGCGAUUUUAGGAGCAGUUUCCUGGCAGCCAACAAAUGGAAUCUUCUUGAGCAUGUUUCUGAUAGUUUUACCAUUGGAAUCCAUGGCUCAUGGACUCUUCCAUGAAUUGGGUAACUGUUUAGGAGGAACAUCUGUUGGAUAUGCUAUUGUGAUUCCCACCAACUUCUGCAGUCCUGAUGGUCAGCCAACACUUCUUCCCCCAGAACAUGUACAGGAGUUAAAUUUGAGGUCUACUGGCAUGCUCAAUGCUAUCCAGAGAUUUUUUGCAUAUCAUAUGAUUGAGACCUAUGGAUGUGACUAUUCCACAAGUGGACUGUCUUUUGAUACGCUACAUUCCAAACUGAAAUCUUUCCUUGAACUUCGGACUGUGGAUGGACCUAGACAUGAUACGUAUGUUUUGUAUUACAGUGGGCACACCCAUGGCACAGGAGAGUGGGCUCUUGCAGGUGGAGACAUACUGCGCCUUGACACACUUUUAGAAUGGUGGAGAGAAAAGAAUGCCUCCUUCUGUUCUCGCCUUAUUAUCGUAUUAGACAGUGAGAAUUCAACUCCGUGGGUGAAAGAAGUGAGAAAAAUCAAUGAUCAGUACAUUGCGGUGCAAGGAGCAGAGAUGACAAAGACCAUAGAUAUUGAAGAAGCUGACCCACCACAGCUGGGUGACUUUACAAAGGACUGGGUAGAAUAUAACUGCAACCCCAGUAAUAACAUCUGCUGGACUGAAAAGGGACGCACUGUGAAAGCAGUCUACGGUGUGUCAAAGCGGUGGAGUGACUACACUCUGCAUCUGCCAACAGGCAGCGAUGUGGCCAAGCACUGGAUGUUACACUUCCCUCGUAUUACAUAUCCACUGGUGCAUUUGGCAAAUUGGUUGUGCGGUCUGAACCUUUUUUGGAUCUGCAAAAGUUGUUUUAGGUGUUUGAAAAGAUUAAAAAUGAGUUGGUUUCUUCCUACUGUGCUGGACACAGGACAAGGUUUCAAACUUGUCAAAUCUUAAUUUGGAACCCAAAGUGGAAUAUUAUUGAGAGUUCAUACUACCAGUUACCACCAACUUGCCAUUUUUUGUAUAUGGUUUUUUUAUUUGUGAAAAACACCUUGCUACUUCUGUAGCUGCUCUCACUUUGUCUUUUCUCAAGUAAUUAUGGUGUAUGUAAGAUGUUGGGAGUAAGCAUUUUAUCCUACAAGUAUGUAAGGAGUCGUAAAUGCUGAUGCCGUGUAAAUGCAUCACAGAGGUUAAAAAUAACUGCACUUUGAGGAAUGUUUGCAUAUGCCUCUGAUUAGAAAGAAAACACUUGUCUAUGCUCUGCAGUGGCCAAUGAAGAAUUAAUAAUGCCUUAUUUUCUAGGCAUAGAUUAGAGACUGUAGACCAGACUGUUUACUACUAUAAGAAAAUUUCCAAUUUGCUUACAAAAAGAUUUUUUUUUUGUCAACAGGUUUGAGUCCAAGACUAUUUGAAGAAUUACAAACUCUUUCUUAAAAAAGGAUAAAGGGAGAAGCCUGAAAUGAGUGCAAAAAUUUGCUUAUAGUCUACCAUUCAGAUGUCUUGGUUGUGGCCUAUUACCAGUGUAGUAGUAAAGCCCAAAAGACUGUUGAGAUCAAAACAUUCUUCCUGUAGGUAACUGUAAGAGGCUAGAAGCCUACAAAUCGCUCCUUCCUGCAUUGUUGGGGUGGAGGGAGGGGCUCUGAAAGCACUGGCAAUUUUAAGAGUCUUUCUCAGGGUAAUGUUUUAAUGAACAAUGUUUCCCGCUACAAAUUCCUUCCAAAUAAAUUGUCUUCCCUUUCAAAAAGUAAACUUUUUAAAAAUUUAGCAAUUUCUCAUUGAUUUAGGCUAUUUUCGCUAUUCAGAAAUGAUUUUGAUCUCUAUGGAAUUAAUGCUCUGCCAUGAAAAUUACCUUUCAGAUCUCUCAUUAGUGAUGACAUUUUUUUCUACUGAAGGUCAAAGGAUUGAAAACAGGUCAUUUUUUUUCUUGUAUACAUGUAAUGUAUUAUGUAAAAAAAGUAUUCGUGUUGGCAAUUUUAGUUAGGCAUGAUGGUGUGGUUGUAAUUUUUAAAACUUAAUUCAGUGUUUUGUCUGAUUAAAGCAGGCACUGAUCAGGGUAUCCCCUAAGAGGUAAUUUACCCCCUGUUCCCUUCUAGUAAUCCUUACAUUCUAAAUUUUCAUAUCUGAGAAAUAACAAGAGGGGAGUAGAAGUAAAUUAGGGGAUAAUCUAAUCUUUGUUGUUUAAAGUGUGACUUCUCACCACUGAAGCCAUUUUUCUAGCCUCAGAGAGAGGACCUAAUGCCUCUACCAUUUUCUACCUGGUGACUUGAACAUUGAAGUUUUUGUUAGGUAGAAGUCACUUAGUGUCAGGGACCUCGUAUACUACUAUCUAUGCAGCCUUGUUACAGUCUGAUGAUUUCUGUGUUUUGAAUAUGAUUUUCCUAAUGCUUUGAAUAAAAUUUUAAAAAUUAAUUUUUCAUGUAAUGUGCAAAAAAAGUUACUGAAUAAUUUUAAUAUAUUAAAAGUGAUAGUCAUAAAAAAUGCCCAUGUGUUAUUAGAGUUCAUGGUUGGUAGCAGGUUGAUUUGAAAUUUUCCAAUAUUUGGUUACAUAUUCAUAUCAACAUUAUCCAAAUGAAAUAGUUUAAUGUUUCAUUACUAUUCAGAAUUAGUAUAGCAGAAAAGUCAAGUGUUAAAAUUAUGAGCUUAUAGCUACAAAAAUAUUAGUAUUAAGUAAAAUCUUUUAAGUUUCCAAGCCAAUAUUGAGCAAAUUAGCUUUAAUUAAAGGAUAUAUCUUUACUCUGAGAAAGCCAAAUAUAAAGGUAUAUUCUGCAUUUUUUAUAAAGUAGUAUUAAGAUGGUACUAACAAUCAGAUUCAAAGGUAGCAGACUUUACAGCCACAAAGCUAAUGUUCUGAUAAUUCAUUUUCUAUGACCAGAAAAGUUCUGAGCUAAAAAUGUGAUUCAAGCCAAUUAAUAACCACAAAGUUACAGAAUAUCCACUUCGAUGAAUUCUCCUCCCAAACAAAAAACUAUGAAAUGACAAGAGGUGGCAUCCUAAAUUAAAGCAGCCAUUUUAAAACAGUAAAGUAACUGACAGAAUAUAAUAUGGAGAAAGAACAUUAUAGGAGAGAUAAAUUGAUUGGUUACUCUAACUUAAAGAUUAAAAACUAGAUCUGACAGUAAGGAUAAUUUUCUUAUGGCUUUCAUUUUAUAUACCAUAUGUUUACAAAGGAGUUACUGGGAGUGAUAGGAAUACUUUAGGGCAAAACUUUAUCACCCCACUAAAAAAUAGUUAACAUGGAGAUGUUUUUCAACAUAAUGUUGAUUUAAUUUGUUUUCUUAUAUAUCUUGCUGAAACCAGAAAAACCCCACCCCCUAAAAACAUCUUUUAAAAAACUAUAUACUGUUCCAUGAUGAAUUAACGAGCCAAGUUCUUUCUCUUCCUAUAAUUUUUCAGUUAGGCUAUUAUUUCAUUAAGAAUUUUUGUUUUAGUUUGCUCUGACUAAAUUCUUCUUCCCUGGGAUAUUUGGAUUUGUCUUUGCGUAGCUUUCUAUCUUGCUCUUCUUAAUACAGAAUUGUACAGAAGACCAUUUUUAUGACCAGUGUUUUCAUAAGUUUAUUAAAAGUUGCAUUGCUAAUUAAAAUGCAUUUAUAUUGAAUGCAUUAGUGGGUAGAUCUUUUUUAACUAAAAUCUUCAUUAGAAUCUAUUUGUAACUUAAAUUAGAAUCUAUUUGUAACUCUACAUUUUGUUUGUAAGUUUGGCCUAAAUAUAUUUGCUAUUGUGGGUACUGCCUUUUUAUAUGUAUUCUUUGCCAUUUAGAGUUGUCUCCUUUAAAGUAACUUUCCACAUUAUCUUUCCACAGAGGAUAGCUAACAUUAUGUAUGCCAGAAGAAAAUGGUUUGAUUUUAAGAAAGUUGUUAGGUAUAUUUCAUAGUGAAUGCUCAAAGGAGUUAGAUCUGUCAUUACUUUUGACCAUCUCCACUAUUGGAAACACACUAGAUCUUCCUCCCUUUUCAGGCAGAAACACACAUGUUGGUAUUUCUGGUGUACAAUUACCCAGAAGAGUGCCUUGCCCCAUAAUAGGAGGUAGUAAAAGAAUAUUUUUGACUGAGUGAAUUUAGAAUCCUAAGGAGAAAUUGGAAUAACUCGAUUGUAAAUUACUUCAUUUUCUUUAUAAUUUUAAAUGGAUAUUAUUUCAAGAUCCUCAUUAAAUUAAUUACUAAAGACUAUUACAGAAUCAGUAAAAGGAAAACAUCUCACAUUUUUUAAAACAUUUUUAUUAAGUAAACACCAUGCCCAACAUGGGGCUCAAACUCACAACCCCAAGAUCCAGAGUCCCAUACUCUUUACUGACUGAGCCAGCCAGGUGCCCCAAACAUUUCACAUUUUUAAAAAGUAGUGCCAGGAUUAAAGAAGGAAAAACUCAGGUUUCAAUGAAAAUAUAGCUCAUGUCACAAAAAAGAUAGCUUUUUGUUGGUUGAGUUCAUUUUCAUCAGACUCCGAUGAUAUUGAAUCUUUCAUUGAUUUCCCAUUAGAAACAUAGACAAAUUGGAGACUUAUCACAAAUGGAAAUUAUUAAAAGACAGUGAUGAACAAAGAAGAAAGUUGGCUAUGCUCAUCAGUGACAACUAGACUAUAAAGUCAGAAAAAAUUGGCCUAUAAACAUAAAAAGAUUGAGAACAAGCUAGGGAAACUACAAGUAUCUCACUUUGGGGGGAUCUUCCCUAUUUACUAGUUAUAAUACAUCAAGUAUGAAACAAUGACAUUUAAGUAGUAAUUGCUUUGAGCAACUUUUGUUGACAGCAAUUUACAUUUAUGUGUAUUAGGAAGUACUGUUGCUAUUAUUAUUCUUACUUAGACCAAAGCUGAUUUGAAAUUGAAAUCUGUAGGUUCAUCACUAGGUUUUUAAAUAUUAAUACAUAAAAACCAUUUUGAUUAAAAAAUAAAAUUGACCAGUCAUCUUGUGUGAUGACCUCACAGCAUUUUAUAGGUAUUAACUUAAAAAUAUUAGAAUAAGUAGACAGUUUUAGUAAAUUUUUGUUGUUACUGUUUGGUCUGUACCUAUAAAAACUGAUCUAUCCCAAACUGAAGAUUUCUUUUUUUAAAGAUUUAUCUGUCAGAGAGAGAGAGCACACAAGCAAGGGGAGAAGCAAGCUCCCUGUUGAGCAAGGAGCUGGAUGAGGGACUCGAUCCCAGGACUCUGGGAUCAUGAACUGGGCUGAAGGCAGACGCUUAACCGGCUGAGCCACCCAGGCAUCCCCCAAACUGAAGAUUUUUAGUAGUAUGCCAAGGAUUAGAGAGGAAAAUGGUGUAUCUUCCUAGGCCAGCAAUGUUUACUCCAUGUAAAGUAAAAGUAUUUUUAUAUCAAGAUAUACCAAUGUACUGAUAAGCAGGAUUUACAUUAAUUUUUAGCGUAAGUCAGAAGAUUUUAAAGCAAUUUUAUUUUUGUAGCAGGUCAUUUGUUCUAUCCUUCCAACCCCAGGACAUUGAAGAAAACCCUAAUAGUGGAUGUUAAUGACACUCUAUAGAGAAUUUUUUUUUUUUUUUUAAAGAAAUCCUUUGUCUUCUGGCUUAGAAAUGCAAAUAGCACAAUGAAUUUUCUCAAAACAAAUAAUUUUGUUUCUAUAUAUAUGAAAUUUCAGAUGGAUGCCAUUUUAAUACAAUUUUAUAAUAGACAUUUCUAAGUUCUUUGGAGUCCUUACAUACAUUGAUUUCUUCUUCUACACAAGUAGGUACUGGUAAGGAAAAUGGGGUGAGGAUUUUAAUUUGUAAUCCAUAUCCACUAUAUCUCUUCUCCAACACCUAACCUUUGGAUUCCUUUCUACAUAAAGCAACUAAUUCAUCAAUAACAAUAAAAAUGACAAUGGCUAUCAUCUACUGAAUGUUUUUUUAUGUUCUAGGCACUGUGCAAAGUACUUCUGUAUACAUGAUUUCAUUAAAUCCUCACAACCACCUCUUAUGAUGGAUAUACUUCUUUGAAUGAA
Messenger RNA from Mirounga angustirostris (Northern elephant seal), 7452 nucleotides. RefSeq names its product transmembrane protein 168 (gene TMEM168). The transcript has 5 exons. NCBI's taxonomy places the organism in Eukaryota, Metazoa, Chordata, Mammalia, Carnivora, Phocidae. The record is from RefSeq and is a predicted model, not a curated record. The coding region runs from base 392 to 2485 and encodes 697 amino acids.